AUGUCAUUGACAGCUGACGAAUACAAACAACAAGGCAACGCAGCAUUUACCGCUAAGGAUUACAAUAAGGCGAUCGAGCUCUUCACUAAAGCUAUUGAAGUUUCUGAAGCCCCAAAUCACGUUUUAUAUUCCAACAGAUCUGCGUGUUAUACUUCUUUAAAGAAAUUUAGCGACGCAUUGAGUGAUGCCAAUGAAUGUGUCAAAAUUAAUCCAUCUUGGUCUAAGGGUUAUAAUAGACUUGGUGCCGCCCACUUAGGUCUUGGCGAUCUAGAUGAAGCUGAAAGCAACUACAAAAAAGCUUUGGAGUUGGAUGCCAGUAACAAGGCCGCCAAAGAAGGGUUGGACCAGGUUCAUCGUACCCAACAGACAAGGCAAGCACAACCUGAUUUAGGGUUGACACAGUUAUUUGCUGAUCCAAAUUUAAUUGAAAACUUGAAAAAAAACCCAAAAACAAGCGAAAUGAUGAAAGACCCUCAAUUAGUUGCUAAACUAAUUGGAUACAAGCAAAAUCCACAAGCUAUUGGCCAAGAUCUAUUUACCGAUCCAAGAUUAAUGACCAUCAUGGCUACAUUAAUGGGCGUUGAUUUAAAUAUGGAUGAUAUAAACCAAUCAAACUCCAUGCCAAAGGAGCCAGAAGCCAGUAAAGGUGCUGAACAAAAGGAAGACGCUAAACCACAAAGCGAUUCCACCACAAAGAAAGAACAUUCCUCAAAAGCACCACAGAAAGAGGAAGGCAAGGAAUCCGAGCCAAUGGAAGUCGACGAAGAUGACUCUAAAACUGAAGCCGACAAGGAAAAAGCCGAAGGUAACAAGUUUUAUAAGACCCGUCAGUUCGAUGAAGCUAUAGAGCACUACAACAAGGCGUGGGAACUGCACAAAGAUAUCACCUAUUUGAACAACCGUGCUGCUGCUGAAUACGAAAAAGGCGAAUACGAGACUGCUAUCGCAACCUUGAAUGAUGCUGUUGAGCAAGGUAGAGAAAUGAGAGCAGAUUACAAGGUGAUUUCUAAAUCAUUUGCACGUAUUGGUAAUGCUUAUCACAAAUUAGGUGACUUGAAAAAAACCAUAGAAUACUACCAAAAAUCAUUGACCGAACACCGUACCGCCGACAUUUUGACCAAAUUAAGGAACGCUGAAAAGGAAUUGAAAAAAGCUGAGGCGGAGGCAUAUGUUAAUCCUGAAAAGGCAGAAGAAGCUCGUCUUGAAGGUAAGGAAUAUUUCACUAAGAGUGAUUGGCCAAAUGCUGUAAAGGCUUAUACUGAAAUGAUCAAAAGGGCACCUGAAGACGCUAGAGGAUAUUCCAAUAGAGCUGCUGCCCUAGCUAAAUUAAUGUCUUUCCCUGAAGCCAUCGCAGAUUGUAACAAAGCCAUUGAAAAAGAUCCAAAUUUCGUGAGAGCUUAUAUUAGAAAGGCCACCGCACAAAUUGCCGUAAAAGAAUACGCUGCUGCUUUGGAAACACUAGAUGAGGCCAGAACCAAGGAUGCCGAAGUGAAUAAGGGUUCUAGUGCCAAGGAGAUUGAUCAGCUGUACUACAAGGCAAGCCAACAGAGAUUCCAACCCGAUACCGGUAACGAAACUCCAGAAGAGACCUAUCAAAGGGCCAUGAAAGAUCCUGAAGUGGCUGCAAUCAUGCAAGAUCCCGUCAUGCAAAGUAUUUUGCAACAAGCUCAACAGAAUCCCGCUGCUUUACAAGAACACAUGAAAAAUCCAGAAGUAUUCAAAAAGAUUCAAACUUUGAUUGCUGCUGGUAUCAUCCGGACCGGUCGCUGA
Molecule: messenger RNA, 1770 nt
Organism: Saccharomyces paradoxus
Lineage: Eukaryota; Fungi; Ascomycota; Saccharomycetes; Saccharomycetales; Saccharomycetaceae
Gene: STI1
Product: Hsp90 cochaperone STI1
Exons: 1
Coding region: 1-1770 (589 amino acids)
Molecular function (GO): Hsp90 protein binding
Source: RefSeq, a predicted model, not a curated record